UCUGUCCGUGUGUGUGUGUGGGGGGUGACUCUGACAGAUACGCUCGAGAAGUACGGGGCUCUGGUGUUGGCCUUGGAGCACCGCUUCUACGGAGCCAGCAUCAACCCCGACGGGCUGCAGGAUCAAAACCUCUUGUUCCUCUCCAGCCAGCAAGCGUUGUCCGACUUGGCCUCCUUCCACUGGUAUGUCACCCAGAAGUACGAGCUGACACCGAACAACACCUGGAUUUGUUUUGGGGGUUCCUAUCCCGGCUCACUCUCAGCCUGGUUCAGACUCAAGUUUCCUCAUCUGGUGUUUGCUGCGGUCUCCUCUUCAGCCCCCGUUAGAGCCCAGCUGGACUUCAAGGGCUAUAACCAGGUUGUCGCUGAAAGCUUGUCGAAUCCAGUGGUCGGUGGUUCCCAAAAGUGCCGGGCCGCAGUGGCAGAGGCCUUCUCCGCCGUGGACAGCCUGAUCCACGCUGGGCAGCUGGAGAAACUAGCGGGGGACUUCCGCUCCUGCAAGCCUCUGAACGGGACCGCCGACCUCGUCGACAUGGUCAGCAGCCUUGCCGACAUCUUCAUGGGCGCCGUGCAGUACAACGACGAAGGGGUCCAGGGGAGCAGCGUGGCCGGUCUGUGUAAGCUCAUGACCAACCAGAGUGGCUCUCCCUACCAGAAGCUGAUGGUGAUCAACAAGAUGUUCCUGGACAGCUUUGGAAUGAAGUGUCUAGACAGUUGUCAUGAGGACUCCUUGAAGGAACUGCGCGAUACGAACUCCACCAUGUCGGGUGUCGGCGUGAGGCAAUGGAUCUUCCAGACAUGCACCGAGUUCGGUUAUUACCAGACGUGUGAGGACUCCACCUGCAUCUUCUCCCGCCUCAUGAGUCUCCUGCCCGAGCUAGACACCUGCCAGGAGAUCUUCAACGUCUCCCGAGAGAGGGUCCAGGAGGCCGUGACUUUCACCAACGAAUACUAUGGGGCCGACCACCCCAAAGCCAGCCGGGUCCUUUUCGUCAACGGUGACAUCGACCCCUGGCACGCGCUGAGCGUCCUUAAGAACCAGUCCCGCUCCGAACUGGCCCUGCUGAUCAACGGCACGUCCCACUGCGCCAACAUGAUGUCUUCUAGCCCCACGGAUCCGUUGCCCCUUGUCCAGGCCAGGAAGCGGAUCAGCGCCCAGGUUGGUGAAUGGCUGGAAUUAGCACGAAAGACCACCGGAGAGCUCUGAGCGGCCAGGUGGGAGAAGGCCUUUGACCCAUCUGUACUACCAGAGUCUGCCUCUGGAGGAAUUCUGCUUGGACAUUCCCCGCCCGAGGGAGCAUUUCUGCGUCUUCCUGUGCCUCCGUCCUGGAGGCUGUACUUUUUUAUUUUAUUUUUUUUUAAAAAAAACACUUUCA
Messenger RNA from Gekko japonicus, 1375 nucleotides. RefSeq names its product protease, serine 16 (gene PRSS16). Gene Ontology annotation, cellular component: endosome; lysosome. Gene Ontology annotation, biological process: proteolysis. Gene Ontology annotation, molecular function: serine-type exopeptidase activity; dipeptidyl-peptidase activity. NCBI's taxonomy places the organism in Eukaryota, Metazoa, Chordata, Lepidosauria, Squamata, Gekkonidae. The transcript has 9 exons. The annotation marks the transcript as partial. The record is from RefSeq and is a predicted model, not a curated record.